Molecule: messenger RNA, 708 nt
Organism: Durusdinium trenchii
Lineage: Eukaryota; Dinophyceae; Suessiales; Symbiodiniaceae
Source: the annotation of a GenBank genome assembly
AUGCGAGUCCAUUAUCCCACCUACCGCCGGCCAGGCCGCAAAACAGAUGUUUGCUCCCACUGCAGGACAUUCAAGAGGCACAUCAUUCCUCGAGCCGAGAAAGAAUACAAGAGGAGACGUGCUGCCUUGGUGACCAUCUUCCCCAAGUACUUCGAAACUUUCGACGCAGACAGUGCCACCAUCCAGCUCCUCCAGUCUUCUCGCAUGUCUGAAGUCGUCGUGCGCGCCUGGAAGUACAUCAGCUCAAAGAACUCGCAGAGCGCAACUGAUCCGAGCCGAAAAGACUUGUCAAGGGGAACUCGACUGGAACUGUUCGAGGCUGAAGCCAAAGCAUGUCAUAAGCUAAAGGGCCAUUGUGAGUUGCUGGAAGCCUACACUUGGCAUCAAAAGUCAGCCGAGCAACAAAGGGAGUUUGCCAAGGAAUUGCUCGCAAAGCUUCCGGCCAAUGAAGCGUACAUGCACUUUGAUUUCAAGGAGAACGUGCUGGACCAUGACAGCCAAAUGGCUAAACUGCUCAUGCUGCGAAUCUUGGAGGUAGUCCGAGGCAAACCCGAAUAUGAAUGGUCAAAGGUCAAGCGUCUCCACCUUGUCUGCGAUUGCGGCCCUCAUUUUCGCAGCCGGGAGUCUUACGCUUUCUAUUUGCGCGACCUGCCGCAAGACAAAGUGGCAGCUGCUUGGAGGGAACAUCUGUGGCAAAGGUUUGCGUAG